This is a messenger RNA of Meleagris gallopavo (turkey), 1186 nucleotides long. Lineage: Eukaryota; Metazoa; Chordata; Aves; Galliformes; Phasianidae. The record is from RefSeq and is a predicted model, not a curated record.
UUGUGAAUAAUAAUUAACUUCCCCCCUCCCCGUUUUGCAUAUGGAAAGUGGCUGUCGCCAGCCCACGGGAUUGCACUUGAAGAGGAGGCUUUGAGGCUGAAGAAUUGGAAAUGGUUCCGUGCGUUUAGAUCCAGACAUAUCUAAAGUUGGGAUUUAGCGGGGAAAAAAGGGAGGAGGGGGAACUCUGAAGAGGAGAAAUCGGUGCGGUUUCACCAGGAUCGGUCCGGAAACCAGUCACCUUUCUGCGGCUCCGGCUUCUUACUGAUUUUAAGCUCCGAGAUCGCAGCAAAACACCUUGAAAAUGGUGGUGUUCAUCAACACAAAGCUUAAAUCUCUCAUGAAACUUUUCAAGAGGAAGACUGUUUCCAACUUAGACGAAGAGAGCAGGUGGACCGUUCAUUACACUGCUCCAUGGCACCAGCAGGAAAAUGUGUUUCUGCCUUCCUCAAGACCACCUUGUGUGGAGGACUUGCACCGGCAAGCAAAGCUGAACCUCAAGUCAGUACUGAGAGAAGGGUGCAGUGCUUUUCUGAGGACCAAUUUCUCACCUUUGUUGUGGGAUGUGCCUGCACUCUGUGGUGCAGAAGACGCGGUGUUAUGUUCGUGCAGCCUUGCGAACAUGGGCAGGCUGGGAGUGUGCAUGGAGAUGGCUGUAGGAACAGCUGUCUAUGGACUGAAAGGGAAAUUGGAAAGUAGAGCUUAACAUCCAUGUUCGGGAAAUUGUUAACACAAGAGUUUUCUUUACGUUGGUUAUUUGACAAAGAGGAUUUUCCGGCUAAGAGCCAGCUCAUAUUGAGUCCCUUUUCAUUUCAGCUGGAACCACAGGUAUUUGAUAGCUUACAGAGUUAACUUGAUUUAAAGGAAUGGUGUAAUUUUGUUUGCUUAACACUACAUUUCUGCUUUUUAAACAUGGAGAAAACUUCAUUCUGUACGUGUGAAUGGGGAAGUGUUUGGCUGCUAUGUUUUAUUUCACUUGCUGUUUCUCCGGUUAAUUAAUUUUUCACCAUCUCUUACUAGUUGCCUUUUGUUAUCAUUUAAUAGGGCAGUCUUGACAGCUGGAGUUAUUAGCUCACGCAUGGCUCAGCAGAUAGCCUGUGUGUCCUCUGUACUUAUUAUUGGAUUAAUGCAUUUGUGCAGUGCUUUAGCCUUGAAACAUUUACUGUUCCCUUACAGAUGUGCGAGUUCU